Psammomys obesus (fat sand rat) is the source of this 4663-nucleotide messenger RNA. It is a transcript of the gene Wwp1, whose product is annotated as WW domain containing E3 ubiquitin protein ligase 1. Lineage: Eukaryota; Metazoa; Chordata; Mammalia; Rodentia; Muridae. Bases 403 to 3162 code for a protein of 919 amino acids. Gene Ontology annotation, biological process: ubiquitin-dependent protein catabolic process. The transcript has 25 exons. Gene Ontology annotation, molecular function: ubiquitin protein ligase activity; protein binding. The record is from RefSeq and is a predicted model, not a curated record.
GUACUUUCGGAGUCCUACAAAUACUCAUGGUGUCUUAGUGCUCUUCUCGGUCUACUAUUCUUUCAAAAGUUACAGCCACAACGACAGAAGAGUGGAUCAGAAAGGUGGUUAAAGAAUAACACAACAUUUAGAGCAUUCGCGUUGAAAGGCGAUGUUGCUGAGAAACUGUUACCCAAAGGGGCAGGGAAGUGGACGAUGGCACCCGCAACGCAACAGCGCUUCCUUGAAGAGAAGCCAGGACGUCUGAACCUUUCAGACAAGAGAACCAGCGGGCUCCGGGGAGGGGGGUUGUCUCCUCACCAGACUAUGAGCUCCUUGACAGGAGAAAGCGUGUCUUACUCAUCUUUGUAUCUUCAGUGUCUGGCACAAUUCCUGAUACACAAGUCAAGGUGAAUUUGGGACAUGGCCACUGCUUCACCAAGGUCUGAUACUAGUGAUAACCACAGUGGAAGGUUACAGCUAAAGGUAACUGUUUCUAGUGCCAAACUAAAAAGAAAAAAGAACUGGUUUGGAACAGCAAUAUAUACUGAAGUCAUUGUAGAUGGAGACAUUAAGAAAACAGCAAAAUCCAGUAGUUCUUCUAAUCCAAAAUGGGAUGAGCAGCUGACUGUAAAUGUGACCCCACAGACCACCUUGGAGUUUCGAGUUUGGAGUCAUCACACUUUAAAAGCAGAUGCUCUGUUAGGAAGAGCAGCAGUAGACUUGAAACAAGUGCUGUUAACACACAACAGAAAAUUAGAAAAAGUGAAGGAACAAUUAAAACUUUCCUUGGAAAACAAGAAUGGCAUAGUGCAAACUGGUGAAUUGACAGUUAUACUUGAUGGAUUAGUAAUUGAGCAAGAAAAUGCAACAGGCCGCAGCUCACCUUCACCCAUAGAAAUACAGCAGAAUGGGGACGCCCUACAUGAAAAUGGAGACCCUUCAGCAAGGACAGUGACCAGGUUGGCUGUUGAAGGUACUAUUGGAAUUGAUAAUCAUGUAUCAACAAAUACUGUUGUUCCCAACUCAUGCUGUUCACAUGUCAUUAAUGGAGAAAACACACCUUCAUCCCCGUCUCAGGUUGCUGCCAGACCCAAAAAUAUUCCAACUGCAAAACCACUCACAUCUGAGCCCACCAGUGACACGGUUAAUGGAGAAUCAUCUUCAUCUGUCCUAGCUGACAGUACUUCCACCAUGGGUACUCCACUACCAUCUGAAGAUACCACCUCAACUUCCAAUUGCACUAGCACCACCGUUCAAGAGCCUUCUGUACAAGAACCCCCGGCAUCCUCAGAACACAGUGAAUGUAUUCCCUCUACCAGUACAGAAGUGGGACCAGAAACUCAGAGCCUCAUAGACCCUGACUCUGAUUCCAGAAAUAAUUCUGUUUUUGACAAAUUAAGGCAGCCAGAAGGGUGUGCAGAACCUCUGCGGCCACAGUCUGGAAAUUCCAACACAGAAUCUUUGCCAUCAGGGUGGGAACAGAGAAAAGAUCCUCAUGGUAGAACCUAUUAUGUAGAUCAUAAUACUCGAACUACUACAUGGGAGAGACCACAGCCUUUGCCUCCAGGCUGGGAAAGAAGAGUAGAUGAUCGUGGAAGAGUUUAUUAUGUGGAUCAUAAUACCAGAACAACAACCUGGCAGCGACCUACCAUGGAAUCUGUACGAAAUUUUGAGCAGUGGCAGUCUCAGCGGAAUCAAUUGCAGGGAGCUAUGCAACAAUUCAACCAACGAUACCUCUAUUCGGCUUCAAUGUUAGCUGCAGAAAAUGACCCAUACGGACCUUUACCACCAGGUUGGGAAAAAAGAGUGGAUUCAACAGACAGAGUUUACUUUGUGAAUCAUAAUACAAAAACAACCCAGUGGGAAGACCCAAGGACUCAAGGCUUACCCAAUGAGGAACCCCUGCCAGAAGGCUGGGAAAUCAGGUAUACCCGGGAAGGUGUUAGGUACUUUGUUGAUCAUAACACAAGAACAACUACAUUCAAAGAUCCUCGCAAUGGGAAGUCAUCUGUAACUAAAGGUGGUCCACAGAUUGCUUAUGAACGCAGCUUUAGGUGGAAGCUUGCUCAUUUCCGUUACUUGUGCCAGUCUAAUGCACUACCCAGUCAUGUAAAGAUCAAUGUGUCCCGACAGACAUUAUUUGAAGAUUCCUUCCAACAGAUUAUGGCAUUAAAACCAUAUGACUUGAGGAGGCGAUUAUAUGUAAUAUUUAGAGGAGAAGAAGGCCUAGAUUAUGGUGGCCUUGCAAGAGAAUGGUUUUUCUUGCUUUCCCAUGAAGUUUUGAACCCAAUGUAUUGCUUAUUUGAGUAUGCAGGCAAGAAUAACUAUUGUUUACAGAUAAAUCCAGCAUCAACUAUAAACCCUGAUCAUCUUUCAUACUUCUGCUUUAUUGGCCGCUUUAUUGCAAUGGCACUAUUCCAUGGAAAGUUUAUUGAUACUGGUUUCUCUUUACCAUUCUACAAGCGUAUGCUAAGUAAAAAGCUUACUAUUAAGGAUUUGGAAUCUAUUGAUACUGAAUUUUAUAACUCCCUUAUCUGGAUAAGAGACAACAACAUUGAAGAAUGUGGUUUAGAAAUGUACUUUUCUGUAGACAUGGAGAUUCUUGGAAAAGUCACUUCACAUGAUCUGAAGUUGGGAGGUUCCAAUAUUCUGGUGACUGAAGAAAACAAAGAUGAAUAUAUUGGUUUAAUGACAGAAUGGCGUUUUUCACGAGGAGUACAAGAGCAGACCAAAGCUUUCCUUGAUGGGUUUAAUGAAGUUGUUCCCCUUCAGUGGCUACAGUACUUUGAUGAAAAAGAAUUGGAGGUUAUGCUGUGUGGCAUGCAAGAGGUCGACUUGGCAGACUGGCAGAGAAAUACUGUUUAUCGACAUUAUACGAGAAACAGCAAGCAAAUUAUUUGGUUUUGGCAGUUUGUGAAAGAGACUGAUAAUGAAGUAAGAAUGCGACUCUUGCAGUUUGUCACUGGAACCUGUCGCUUACCUUUAGGAGGAUUUGCGGAGCUCAUGGGAAGUAAUGGGCCUCAAAAGUUUUGUAUUGAAAAAGUUGGCAAAGACACCUGGUUACCAAGAAGCCAUACAUGUUUUAAUCGCUUGGAUCUACCACCAUAUAAGAGUUAUGAACAACUAAAGGAAAAACUUCUUUUUGCAAUAGAAGAGACAGAGGGAUUUGGACAAGAAUGAAUGUGGCUUCUUGUCUUGGAGGAGCUCUUGCAUUUAAAUACCCCAGCCAAGAAAAAUUGCACAGAUAGUGUACAUAAGCUGUUCGUUCUGUACAGUUAAUUUUCUGAACCUCUCAAAGUAUAAAUGUUUUCCGUUCUUCCACAGAAAUAUGCAAAACAUUCAUCAUUUUCUACUUUAUUUAUUGUUCCCUUGAAAUGACUGACCAGGAAAAGAUCAUCCUUAAAUUUUGAAGCAAGCAAGAGAAUUUAUUAAGAAGUCUAUAUCUAUAUAAGCAUUUAUGACAGUGGCUCUAGUUUUAUAGAGCACCAGGUGUAUUAAACAUGGCAACUGUUCAUUCACAAAGCUCUGAAAUUGCUUUGCCUUGUUUCUGUUAUCCAGGGGAAAAGUGCAAAUGUUCCAUAUUCUUCUCUCUAGGUGACAUCUGAUUGUUUUUAGUUGCAUGUCUGUUCAGGAAGGAAUCUUAGGGCUUAGGCCAACUCUCACUUUAAGUGUAUUUUUAAAAUGCUGCUGGCUUUUCUGAAGACAAGUACUUCAACUUAUUGAGUUGUUCUAAAUGAAUAGUUUUUAAAAAAUCCCCAUCAUUGUUAUAUCAGUAAACACAGAAGUCAUGUAAUAGACAUUAGUAUCUAGGAGCAGCUGGAAUUGAUUUGCUGAGCAGCAGAGGUCUAUUUAAGUGUUAUUUUGGGUGUUGGUUAUUUGGGGAAAUUAAAAGAAUCUGGCAUUUCUGUACUUAACAUUUUUAAACUUCUUGUAAUGUUCUUCAAAUUUAAUUAAUAAUAAAUUGAUAGUUUAAUACUUAGGGAUACAUAAAAGGUACUGAACUUUGCUGCUUUUGUGCCCAAGGUUUAGUUUUAUGAAAUCAGAGAUGUAAUUAAACUAAAUGCACUGGAAAGCUGCAGAAGUAUUUAAAUAUUCAUACUAAGAACUUUUCUUAGUGUUUGGAUAUCCCCUUCCUUUCAAAUUCAUCAAAAUUGUUCCUAAGUUCAGAGGUAUAUUAAAGAUUCUUUGUGCACCCCAUUUUAUAUAGAUAAGUUUUAUCCAAAUAACAAUGAUUUUCAUUUUGAGGGCAUUCAUGAUGUAUGAAAAAAUUAAUAUCUAAUGUGAAUGAUAUUGCUACUUUUGGCAAACUGGGCUUCCUAAUAUAAAAAGUUAAUUUCCAUUUUUAUCCUUUCAAUAUGCACUGCAAAGUUCAUUAACUUACCAUGUUGUAACUAUGAAACUCACUUAGAAUUACAACUUCUAGCCACAAGGUUAGUUUUGCCAAGAUUUUAUUUUUCUACAUGCUUGGAUUACGUUCUUCAGUUUUAUUCAGAAUUCAAAAAAUUAAAUAAAAGUAGUAGUCUACUUAAUUGAACAAAUUACAGAUAAUCUGGCUAUUUUCAAGCUUACGGGAUUUAAAAAAUUCUAAUAUAUUAUAUUAUAAGUUAUAUAGUAGAGGAUGGCCAGUCUUAAAAAGUCCUGCAUAAAUUAUUCUGUAAAAUAAUAAACUUGCUAUGACAAA